Molecule: messenger RNA, 1200 nt
Organism: Leptosia nina
Lineage: Eukaryota; Metazoa; Arthropoda; Insecta; Lepidoptera; Pieridae
Source: the annotation of a GenBank genome assembly
AUGAUUCGGCUAAGUUUUAUUCUCGUUGUUAUUGCUUACUUAGGUACUUGUGAGCAGAUAGGUAGACGACGUGCGGUCCCCGUCAUAUAUCUUCGUGGAUCUCACUACGACGUCGGUUACGAUGUGGGCCGAACAUUUUCAUCGGUUAUCAAAGAUUUCAUAUCUACCUACGCCAAUCUCAGAGACUUCGAGAAAGAGUAUAAAACCGACAAUGGGAAGCAGGCCUAUGAUAAAACGUUGGCUAAUAUGAAAAAGAGGUAUCCCUAUUACCUGAAGGAAAUGCAAGGCGUUGCUGAUGGUGCUAAGGUCCCAUUCUAUCAAUUGUUCCUUUUGCAAAUGGACGACAUCAUUGGUACCAUCAACGACAACCAUAUCCCACGAAACGAUACUGGAGGAUGCAGCUCCAUCGGUAUCAACAAUUCUGAAGAUGCUGUCCUGGCUCACACUGAAGACGCGUUCAGCGAAACCCUGAACCACUUCUAUAUUAUGUCUGCUCAUAUCAUACCUACGCAGGAAGAUAAGGAACUUGGUGCCAGAGAAGAAAGAUUCGCUUCGCUCUGCUACGCUGGCCACAUGCCCGGUUACACGAUGGGCUACAAUGCUAACGGGCUAGUUUUCUCAAUAAACACACUCAGCCCUAUGAUUCUAAAAGCUGGAAAUACUCCAAGAACAUUCAUAACUCGCGCUCUUCUAUCCGCAAAGAACUUCGAGGACGCGGAAAAAAUUCUCACGGAUGAAGGACUCGGAGCUGCAAACGGCUGCUCCGUCAACAUGAUCUGGACUGACGAAAACGGCCAACGAAGCCUCUACAACGUAGAAAUGGCGCCAGAUCUAACAGCUGAUAAAUCUUUGUUGAACGUUAAGAAGUUUGAGAAUGAAGUAACAAUCCACACAAACAAGUACUUACGGCUUCAUCUGAAAGAAGUAGAUGGUCCCAUUAUUGACAGCAGUAACGCUCGUCUUGACGCCAUAUACAAGCACCCUAAGCCCAAGAACCGAGAAGAUCUCCAGAACAUCCUGUCAGACACUUCCAGACAGGACUUCCAGGUCUUCCAGGAGAAAGAAGAUUCGGAGAUCAAAACUAUUGCAGCUGGCAUAUUCGACUUAGGCGAGAAGACAUGGAACAUUUACAUCAACAAGCCGAACUCAUCUGAACCGGUCGCCAUUUUACCCAUCAUGUUUACUAAUUUAGGAAAGUAA